AUGCAAGACGAUAAACAAUCAUCUAUAGUCCGUCCAAAAGCUGUACCACCUAUGUUUACACCUGUUUUAACACCAAAUUCACAAUCAUCAUCAUCAUCAUCAACAAUGCAUAGUACAACUAAUCGAUUAUCACAACAAGCUCUUACUGAAAUAGGUACAAUGAUUCGUAAACAUGAUCGAGAUGCAUCACGUUUAUAUGAUUGUAUUGGUCAAGUUAAAGUUUUUUCAUAUAAUUCAAAUGAAUUACGUUGGGAAAAUUCACCUAAUAUUGAAGGUAAUUUAUGUGUCUAUGAAAAACAACAAAUAAUAAAUAAUAAAACAUGUCCAUCAUAUGCAUUUGCAAUUAUUAAUGGAGAUAAAUAUCUUAUACAACCAAUAACAUCGGAUAUGGUACAACAUGCUGAUAAAUUACGUUUAUUUUAUGAAGUUGCUCGUAAUGAUCGUCGUGAAGUUUUUUGUUUACAUUUUUUAACUGAAUCUGAAUGUCUUCGAUUACAUACAUUACUUACUCGAUGUAUUCACGCUAUACGAACUAUUGAAGAACAACAACAACA
Messenger RNA from Rotaria sordida, 554 nucleotides. Lineage: Eukaryota; Metazoa; Rotifera; Eurotatoria; Philodinida; Philodinidae. The record is from the annotation of a GenBank genome assembly.